CAGUUUGUUCUGGAUGUUUUUUUCCGAAGACUACACAUUUUUAUCAGCUUUAGAUUCAGAGAUAUUGAAGUUAUUUACUUGACAACUAGCACCACCUAUAGUUGCCCCCGUCCAUUAUUCAGUUGGAUCUCAGUGCAAUUCAUACCAGUUGACAUGCACAGUCAGUCUAAGCUAAGCUAAGCUAAUUGGAUCAUUUGUUUUCAGAAUAUUCGCCCGCAGAACGUGAACCCGACAAAUGAUCCCACCAUAAAAGUGCUCCUCGAACAAGAUACCCCAUUCUUGUAUCAAAUUUGGCAAGGUACGCCACUGGACGUUUCCAUAGGGACAGUGGACAUGCGUCGGAACGACAUAGGACACCACUAUUCAACGCUUCAGGUUACGCUAAUCCAGCGUAUGGCCGCAAUUAUCCUGUUUCAUCGCAAGCCGCAACGACCAACUCACUGCCCGGUCAUCAUUAAAAUGAGUCAUCAAAGUCCUCACCGGGAACACAGUGUACCAGUACAAUAUCCACGUUGCAUGGAUGUACCGAGUUUGCCCGUACUGAUGUCCAAGGAACCGUUUAUGCGUAAAACUCUGCGCAAGAUCAAAUUCCAACUGUUGGCGUGGAUUGCAUCGGAUACUCUCGAACCCGAACAAUUGCGACAAGUUCCGCGGAAGCUACGCAUGACUGUGCUCACCGUGUACUUCUUGCUGGAGCAGCGGGCCAUUGAACUCUUCGAAGCUGAUGCAUUUUUGCAGGUGGCCCAUGAUGUGACCUACAAUACGUACGAUAUCCGGGCCGUUGUUUAUCCAGAAACGGUCAGCAUUCACCCAUUCGUGCUGGUUUUCCUGUUCCAGAAGAUUUACGCACUCGUGGCCAAGGCUGUUUGCUUGGUCAGCUUGGAGGAGGCGAACAGCUUCCGCAAUGAUCCUCCUUUCGACGGAGUUUUGUUCCAUAGGCUGUACGACAAGUGGAGUAAGGGGCAGCGCAUUUUGGAUGACAUCAAGGAGUGGCGAAUUUAUGACUCGUUGGCAAAUGACCAGUAAACUGGUACCUCAACCCUUUGGAGCUGGAAGAGUCAUAUAUGACUCCGGCGAUGAAAUCGAGUAUAACAACGUGUUUGAAAUCAGCGAGGUUAUAGCAGCAGCGGCGAAACAAUCUGGCUUCAAAAGUUUUAAAUCAUACUUUUCCGUUUAACAAUACGAUCAAUUUGUGUGUUCAAAAAUAAACGAAAAUAAAAUCUA
Aedes albopictus (Asian tiger mosquito) is the source of this 1224-nucleotide messenger RNA. RefSeq lists its product as uncharacterized. The coding region runs from base 334 to 1026 and encodes 230 amino acids. NCBI's taxonomy places the organism in Eukaryota, Metazoa, Arthropoda, Insecta, Diptera, Culicidae. The record is from RefSeq and is a predicted model, not a curated record. The transcript is spliced from 2 exons.